GGGAGGCGGGGACUGGUUAGUGUGACUGUGACCGUCGGCUGGUGAGGACGUGGCUGCGCGCGUUGGGUUUUAAUAGACUAUGUGAUAACACUCCCAAGGCUCCGGACACUGAGUACACAGUGAGAGUGUGAGUGAGUGACUACCGCCAUGCCGCGCCCCGCAUUCUGCCAGGCGCCGCGGUGAAGCAGGCCGCCGUCCUUCCCUUCAGGCACCAGGCUAGGCCUUUCCCUACGCCAUGUCGCGGUCGGCGUCCGUGUCCGUGCCGCGGCGCGAACUGUACGUGGUGCCCGAGCGGCGCGCCUCCCUGGAGUUGGAGGACAUGCCGCGGGAGUACGAGUCGUGGCCGUGCGACUCCUUCUUCCUGCUGCCGGACGCCGUGCUGGCCAUGGACGCCGGGGCCUUCCGCGCUGACCUCAUGUCCCUCGACCCCGCCCUCUCCGCCUCGCUGCCUGACUGGGACCUGCCGGGGCUGACGGGGCGCGCCGCCUCCCCUUCUCAGGACCCACCCCACAGGACCCGCGGCCCCGGUGGUCACGGCGGGGCCCACACGCAGCGAGCGGACCGACGCUCCCUCACACUACUAGACCACCACGAGGGCCUCACCGUGCACUCCGCCGGCCAGGGCACCGUGCUCAUAGGUGAGUCCAUGAUACCGAUGCGGCUGGUGAUGGUGGUGUUAAUUGAAGCAGAGGAGAGAAGGUAAGUGAAAAGAAUUGCGAGUCAUGAUGUGAGGAAGGGAGGGGGAAAAAAAAAGAAGAGAUGGGUUCGUGAUGCAUUGUGUUUUCCUGUCUUGUGUGUGAUUGUGGUUGAAGGAGGAGGAGGAGGAGGAGGAGGAGAACGACGACGAGGAAAAUGAAGAAUAAUGACACAAAAAAAUUAGAUGUUUAUUUUGUUUUACAAGUGCACUGUGAUAAUGAGCUGAGAAAUAGUAGUAGUAGUGGUGGUAGUAGUAGUAGUAGUAGUAGUAGUAAUAAUAGUAAUAGUUGUUGUUGUUGUUGUUUAGUUGUUGUUGUUGUUGUUGUUGACGGUACUACUACUACUACUACUACUACUACUACUACUACUACUACUACUACUACUACUACUACUACUACUACUACUACUACUACUACUACUACUACUACAACGGCAACAUUAGCAACAUCAACAACAACCAUUCCAAUUCAUUUACAUAUUUAUGCUCUUUUUUUUUUUUUUUUUUUUUCGUGCCAAUUAACAUUCAUAUUUUUUCAUGUGUAUGCAUUUUUUCGUACAUAUAUUUUGUGUCACAGAAUUUUAUAGCAUCAUUUUCACCUUCGCAAUCAAGGGAUGGACCGGAGGAGGGAGGGAAGGGGAGGGAAGGAAAGGUAAGGUACGAUAGGUCACCAGAGAAAGAGAGGAAUGAGGGGAGAGACUGGGAAGAGAAGGGAAAGGAAUGAAUAGGAAGAAAAGAUAGGGGAGAGUAUGAUGGGAAAUGAUAAUGAAAAGAGAAAGGAAGAAAGGAAUGGGAAAAAAUUGAAGGGAAGAGUGAAAUAGGUCACUUAAGAGAAAGGGGAGUGAGGGAAAGAGAAUAUCAAGAGAAGGGAAAGGGAAAGAUAGGUAAUAAAGAUAGAUAACUAACAUAAGAGAGGAAUAAGGGGAAAGAGGAGGAAGGAAAAGGAAAGAAAUGGAGGGAAAUGGAGAAUAUCAUGGGUUACUAAGAGAAAAGUGAGGGAAAAGAAAAUGAGAAAGGAAGGGAAGUGAGGGAAGGGUAAAAUAGAUCACUAGCGAGAGAGGGAAGUGAGCGAAACAAUGAGAAAAGAAAGGAUAGCAGAGAAAAGGAAGAGAAGAGAGAAUACGAUAAUUCAUUACAACAAAAGAAUAGUGAAAGAGAAGAGAUGGGGGGAAAUAAAGACAGGUCAGUAGCGUAAGAGGGAAUGAGGGGAAAGAUGAUGGGGAAAAAAAUAGAGUGAAUAGAGAAUACGAUAGAUAAUUACAAGAGAACAGUGAGAGGAGAGAGAAGAGAGAGAGGGGAGAGUAAAGACAGGUUAGUAACUUCAGAAGGGAAUGAGGAGGAAAGAACAAGAAGAGAAGAGAAAAGAAAAGAAGUAAAGAGAAAGAAUACAACAGAUCAUUACAACAGAAGAGAAGAGAGAGAGAGAGAGAGAGAGAGAGAGAGAGAGAGAGAGAGAGAGAGAGAGAGAGAGAGAGAGAGAGAGAGAGA
Messenger RNA from Scylla paramamosain (green mud crab), 2182 nucleotides. RefSeq lists its product as uncharacterized. NCBI's taxonomy places the organism in Eukaryota, Metazoa, Arthropoda, Malacostraca, Decapoda, Portunidae. The transcript is spliced from 3 exons. The record is from RefSeq and is a predicted model, not a curated record. The coding region runs from base 236 to 703 and encodes 155 amino acids.